UCUUACAGGAGGUUGAAGGUUAUUUGUCCAAAUUUUGUUUAAACCCACAGAACUGUAUUUUAAAUUCUAUCGGAGAUCCCGAAUUUUCCAAAUGUACCAAAUAUUUGAAGCUUAACUUUGGUUUUCCCAAGUGAGGAAACAUAAUUUUGUCUCACUUUUACUUCCAUACACUGUCAGACAUUUCUUAUAUAUUCUGUAUCUGCUUUACAUUGAGCUUAUAAGAUGUUUACAACAACUUUCUAUUAAAUUGGGGAAACAAAAAAUCCACUUAAUAUUUCCCUCUGAAAUGAAGUAGAGUGGAAGUAUAAAGUAGCAUCAAAUGGAAAUACUCAAGUAGAGUACAAGUACCUCAAAAUUGAAUUUAAGUACUUGAGUAAAUGUACUCAGUUACUUUGCACCGCUGGCAGCGCAGCAGGUUACAAGCUUUGACGGAUACGUUGAAAGCAAACGGCUCUCUUCCGGUGUCUUUGCGGUUGUUUCUGUUUGACUUGACGCUGGAAGGAAGGAGGUAUCCAUGAUGACAACUUUAAAAUACCAACAGUAAGCUAGGGCUGGUGAUUACCUGUCGGACAUACUUUAACAAACAUGUUUAUCCGUCGUCAUCGCGGUGCUUGUCGCCUGGAUGUGGAUGCAGCUCAGCGGGGCUAACGUUAGCUUGCCAGCUAGCAUGAACUCGGGCUGUCGCUGCUUUUGUUUACAUCCAGUCCUGAUGACGGGCCUGGAGAGGUGUGUUAGCUAACCCAGCUACCAGAGCUGUUUGCGGGGAAGCCUCAUCCUGAAGCCCGCUCUCUCCAGGACCGGGGCCGUCCGAUAAAACUGCUGACACCUUAGGGUGAUGGAAGUGUCCUCUCAGGAUCCAUCUCUCAUGGCUAUGGACCUGUCAAAGAGCUACUCAGUCAACCCCCUGACCCGCGGCCACGCUGAAACCAUGGACCUCGCCAAGAAGCCGGAGUGGUACCACAGACGCCCGCCGAGCUGCAGCACGGAGAUCGGCUCCUCGUACAGAUCCCGAGCCUCGUCCUCCUACAACUCUCUGUCCUCCCAGCUGCGUCCUGAGGCAGGUGCUCCUGUCCACUGCAGAGAAAUGGAGCAGGGCCCCGAGGCUUUAGGUAACUACAUGAAUUCAGCGCUCGCUCCAGGGCUGGAUCUGUACCAUGACGGAGUUCACGGCAACCUGUGGCACCCGGGGUUCUACGGGGCCGACCAAAGCGGCGGUCCGGGUCCUGAGAGCAGCGGCGGAGAGGAGAGCGACAGCGGCUCUGACGUUAUUGUCCUGGUCUCCUCGGCGAAGGAGCCGCUCUUAUGCGGUUCUUUCAUCCAAGACAGCGUGAGACACAUCGUGGAGCCUCUGUCCCCGGCUGUGUCCUCGCUGGAUGAAGGGAGAGGUUGCUACCACCUACCUCAGCCUCUGAGCUCACCCAGUCCUGACAGUUCGUACUCGGAGGACUCUUCCGACAGCUCAGUGGACAUUCCUGUACAUCACACCAGGCCUGUAGUCCUCCUGUCAGACCUCAGCGCUGUGUACGGCAACCCCGCUGAUUCUCCGGUAGACAUUUCAAGCGACGACAGCGACGUCAUCGAAGUUUCAGUCACUAACGAGAAGAAAAAAGGUCACACUUUUCCUAGUAAGAAAAGCGUUCCUUGUAAGAAGGGUCUGGUAAGAGAAACUCCUCCUCAAAGCGAAGGUGAAAAAGCUCCAACCAGAGAGGUGCGACGCAGCUCCAGGAUCAGGAAAUCCGUCUCCGAGAUGCCUCAGUUUACCUGCAGCGGGUCGCGGCACAGUUUGAGGAGGCAAGUCAAAAACGACGCGGUGGGCAUCUAUAACGAAAGCUGCGAUUCCGACGACAUGAUGGAGUACGCGGUGAGGUUAUCCAGCUCGGACGCGGACGAGUCGGCGUCGCAGCCGAACCUGUCGCAAAGAGUGAGCAGCAAUUCAGACGACUCUGACGCCGACGCUCGGACAGACAGGAAGUCGCCCUCUAAAUCGCCGCAGAGAGAGCAGCAGCAGCAGCCUUGCCGCAAAGCUUCGUACACAAAAAGCAUCAACCAUAAACGAAAGAAGCCCCUCAACAUUCCUAAAAGUAAAAGGCUGAGAAGAAGCAAGCAGAAACAAAACCACAGAAUCCCCCCAAAGCAGCAUCAAAGGGCCGCGGCCGGCAGCGACACGGCAGCAAACAAAAAAACUGUCAUAAGACGGAAGAAGAAGCGACGCUCACGGACUGGACCGUCCGCUCCGUUUCCUCCCAGAGAGCCAGAAAUCCAGCUCAAAUAUCUGAAGGUAAAAGAGGGAAAAAAGGACAAGAAAUCAGACAGUUUUUGUCCCUUCGUUCACAUGGAGCGGCGAGUGUGCACCGUUGUCAACUAUCGAGAGGAGGAGGCGACCGUCAGGAGCAGCAGAGGAAAGCAGCAGACAGCCGCCAGGUCCGUGUCCGGAUUCGUCCCCAACACUUCCUGUUUCCAGCUGGGUCGGCUCAGCUCGGAAAGCAGGUGUCACGCCACCCUGUUGUGCUGCCUGUGCGGUCAGGUGGCCAACGCCAGGGGUCUCGGGGACCUCCACGGCCCGUACUGUCCAACUGGAGCGUCUGCGGACUGCCAGCAGCAGCAGCAGCAGCAGCAGCAGCAGCAGCAGACCUGCAGGACGGUGCAGAAACAGGAAGAAAACUUACACGGACUCGCUAGCAGCCACUCAGUAAAUUCCUCAGACGACGGUGGUUGCGAGUAUGACUGCUCUGCCGUCAAAAGUCUGCACGAGAGCGACGACAGCUCUCUCCCAAAGGUGCCUCUUCAUCUCGAUGAGUGCUGGAUGCACGAGGACUGCGGCAUCUGGUCCGCCGGUGUCUUCCUAGUCAGAGGAAAGCUGUACGGGUUAGAGGAGGCGGCUCGGCUCGCGCAAGAAACAAUAUGUUCAACAUGCCAACUAACAGGUGCAAUAAUGGGAUGUUUCCAGAAGGGCUGUCCCAGAAAUUAUCACUACAGAUGUGCCAUUCAGUCAGGCUGUGUCUUAAAUGAAGACAACUUCUCAAUGAGAUGUCCGGAGCACAAGAACAAACUGUUCACAAGUGUCACCAGACAACACAAGAGAUGACGCGAAAGACAUCUGGGGACACUGGAGAACGGUCCGCAGCUCUCCUCAGGGUGCGACGUGACGUGCCCGACUUCACCUCUGCUGUUUUAUAACACUAAUUAAGGCGAGCGUGUGUGUGUGUGCUCGAGCAGAAGGAAAACCUUCUGGUAAGAUUUCACUUCGUCAUGACAGACAGAUCAACCAGGGGCCACUUUAGGAAUUUUUAAGAUGUGUCUUUGUUUUGUUCUAUUUCUAUUUGUUGUUUUGUUUUUUUGUAGGUCUUUAUCACAGGCAGUUUCACCUAAUGGACUGAGCCAAGCUGGGGUGUGUAUGUAUGUGUGUCUGUGGGUGUGUGUGUGAAAGUGUAUAUGACUAUUUAUUCCUCUUCUUGAAGAUCUACAUUUGGACUAGCCACGUCAAAUACAGUUUAUUAUUUCAACAUGAUAAUUAUAUAAGAAUUUAAAUUAGCUUUAUUGAUUUGUUGUAUAGAAUAUAAUAUCUUUAUGUAAAGACACUUUUCUUUCUAAAGUUUUUGUACUACUUUUCUAUUACUGUUAGUGCUUCAGUCAUCACCUAACAUAAUUUAUUUUCAUCGAGUCGCAUGCACAGUCGAUGUUUGCUACAAUGCACUUUAUAGUAUAAUUUUAUGAUAACAGUUAUUUGUCUGUCUCAAGACUUUGUUCCUCCCUUUUUACUAAAAUUAUUUAAGUUUAAUAUAAAGCUGCACUUAGCAAGAUUUAUAUGUUAAAAUAUGAAAUACCUGUUUAAUUAGCUGAAAUCACAAACUACGGCUUCAACAUCGCAUCCACACUAAAUGGAACCGCAAACUGUACAUUCACCAUAUUGAAGCAGAUUUAUUUCUGGUGUCAGGUUUGGAUGCUUCUCUGCUCACAGGAUGUGGAGACUUGAGACUGACAAACAUCACAAACUGUUCAAGCCAGAAAAAAAGAUGCAAAUAUCAGUGUUCAGUGUUUUGUGGCUGAGCUGGUGAAACAUGCAGAGUGCAGUAAAUUCUUCUUUUGCGUCAUGUUGCAGGAUUUCAGAAAAGUUAAAAGCGUCAGUUAAACCAAAACACAAAAAAAAAAUCACCCCCCCAAGUGGUCUGAUUCAGAUAGUUUUGAUUUUUAGAGUUGAAACAAAUAGUCAAUUGACAGAAAAGCCAUUGAUAACCACUUUUGUUGUUUCUAACAAAACGUUGAUUCCAGCUUCUUAAAUGUGAGGAUUUGCUCUUUUUUUAUAUCAGCAUGAAUUAUAUAUUUUAGGGAUUUUUGGUCCGGGUAUCAUCGGAUAAUUUGUAAUUCAUUUGUAAUUCAAAAACCAAAUAAUAGUUAAUCUGUUAUUUGUUUCAAAACAAAAAACCGAAAACCGUUUUUGGUGUCAGAGUCAAAUAAUGAAAAACCAAUCAAACCCGGCCCGUUUUUGGUUUUUGUCGAUUUGUUUUAUCGUUAUUCCUUUUUGGAUUGAAUAUCAAGCAGGUCUGCGGACAUUCAGCCAAUUUGUUCUUGCGUUUGAAACCAAAAACGGAAGUCACAUGUUUUUUUCCUUUUUUCAUUUUAAAC
Thunnus maccoyii (southern bluefin tuna) is the source of this 4623-nucleotide messenger RNA. RefSeq lists its product as uncharacterized. Gene Ontology annotation, cellular component: nucleus. Gene Ontology annotation, biological process: regulation of transcription by RNA polymerase II. Bases 836 to 3085 code for a protein of 749 amino acids. Lineage: Eukaryota; Metazoa; Chordata; Actinopteri; Scombriformes; Scombridae. The transcript has 6 exons. The record is from RefSeq and is a predicted model, not a curated record.